This is a messenger RNA of Sclerotinia sclerotiorum 1980 UF-70, 261 nucleotides long. RefSeq lists its product as hypothetical. The transcript has 2 exons. The record is from RefSeq and is a predicted model, not a curated record. The coding region runs from base 1 to 261 and encodes 86 amino acids. NCBI's taxonomy places the organism in Eukaryota, Fungi, Ascomycota, Leotiomycetes, Helotiales, Sclerotiniaceae.
AUGCCACAAAAAUACUCGAUAUCUCCAGAUAUGGACGAAAGUAUCCCUGAUACGUCGACUGCGCCCACAACGCCAGAUGAUAGUCUUACAUUCAGUCCCAUAAUACAGCCUUUGAGCUUGGAUGAUGGGAUUACAUUGGGAAAUUCUCCUGUGAAUGAAAUAGCUGCGCAUCAUGUCCCGCAAAAUGAUUUGGAGGUAGUUGCUUUGGGAGGGAUAUUAAAGAGUUUGAUGUUCUUAGCAGAGAAAUUGGGGAUUGCAUGA